CUGCUUCCUGUGAUGGUGGAACGCUCGUUGUUUAUGCGAGAAUAUUGUAUACUAGCUGGCCUUAAACGGCAACAUUGCUCAAGUCAUGAAUAUUCAAGAAUUGAAAUUGUCCUUCCCUUAUGAUUUUCUUGAACACUUAAUCAAGGCACGACAUGAUUCAAAAUCGCAAUAUUUCAUUUCACACAUCGGUGGAAAGGAAGAUUCCAUUAAUUUGAUUCGUACACCGGCACCGUUAUCAGUGACAGCCACAUCUAAGUUGGAGAACGUGAGCAUAUCGAUAAGUACCGAUAUAUUUCAGUGUAAGGAUGGCAUCUUACGCUGCGCAUUUAACACAUGGGAAGAAACAAAGGAGACAUUUAUAACAAAAACAAAUGCUGAACAAACACAAGAACAUCUUUCAGAUUCACCAGAAUCUGAACUUAAAAAAUGCACCGUUGUUCUUCACGAUAUACUUGACAACACAUCAAAGACUCGGUCAAAACAAGCUGACAGUGGAGACAUAACCCCUCAAAGUGAACAUGCCAGGAAGGAACUUUCUCAAUUCAUCAGAAACAAACCUGGGAGUGGGUUAAAAUCAAGAAAACGUGAGGCAGAUACAAGCAGCCCAGGGCCAGCAAUCAAGAAAGACAAAGUGUCGCCUGCGUUGAAAACCAGGCAAGUGAAUGUUGAACAGAAAGGUUUAACACCCAAAGUCAGAAAGUAUGCAACAAAAUCCAAACAUCUCCCCACAACAACCAAAGUUGACUUUAGUGUUCAUGAAUGUGAAAAGCAGGAUUUAAUGAAAAGCAUAAAUCUUCGUCCAAGAAUAAAUACAGUUGAUUGGUCAGCUUUGGUGAAGAGUGAUGAUUCUCAUGAUUCCAGUGAUGAUCUGGGAGAGUUUAGUCCAGAUACUUCUCCUGUCAAUACAAAUGUAGGCGAACUCUCUGCACAAAUAGACCCUGAUCAAGUGCCUGAGGGAAAAGAGCGGGUUAAAAUGCAAGUCCUUCCUAUCAUUAUCACUGUCGCCCCAUCAGGUAUUCUACUCAAGGAGUCUGCAUCACCUCUUCCUCACCCAGCAGCAGUGAAAACCUCACAUCCUCUCCCCACACAAACUGCUCUGCUUUCUCCAUCAACUGUGGUAAAGCUGCCGACUCGAAGCUCCUCACAGAAACCUUUUCCAUCACCAGCAGUUGGGAACCCACCUCUUCCUCCAUCAUCAGUAACACUGCAUUCUACAACACCAGCAAAGACCCUGCGAACUCAAUCAACACCAUCAACACCUCGUUCUCAAACAAUCCUCAAAAAAACUCUUCUUUCAACACCAUCAAAGCUGCUUCUUUCUCAACCAAUCCCAACAAAGGUACACACUUCAAAGCAAACACCACUUCUGGUAACCCCAGUGCAGAAACUUCUUCCUCAGCCUAACAAUGACUGUACACAACUCUCUCAUCCUAACCAAGACAAUGCUAGUCUUCCUUCACCUUCCCUGGAAGAAGCACCUCUUUGUCAAGGAAAGACAUACAAGCCAAUUCUCCCCAAAAUGGGAAUGCGCAUAGCCCAAGCCAUUACACCAGUAGACACGAGGGUCAAAACAAACGUGCCGAAACCUCACGUCUCAAUGUCUAAGGUAUUCCCAGUACAAGUAGUUCCAGGUCGAUUUCAACUGACUGAAGGUCAAGACGGACAGUUAACUCUCUCAGCCCACAGUGAAACAAACUCUGAUGUUUUUGAAGGCAUAGAAGACAUAAAUGUGUCAUUUUAUACCAAUAUUUCCAAAGGCAUUGAAAGAUGCCCACUUGAUUAUCCUACAGAGUUCAAACCUGUCAUGAUACAAGAUGACAUCUCCCUUCCCAUUGUCAUCAAUAUUAGAAAAGAACAAGUUCAAAAGAAAAAGGAAUUUCUAGGAAGAAAACUGGUAACACAACAGGAAAAAAUUGUUAUGGAACUGGCGUCAGAUCUCCAAGGAACAUCUGAAGCUGAAUAUUCAGCUAAUGAUAAUGUAUCUGAUCUCAACAUUGAAACAGACAGUUCCACAGGAGCUCCAGCCAGUGCUGAACAUGGUUUUCUAAAGGAGAAAAUGGCAUCAGACACAUUGAAAACAUUCAUCCUCCUCCUCCCAAGCGACAUUUCAUCUGAAGACUCAGAGGCAGAUUAUACGGAUGAAACGGAAUUACUAAGGCCUCCCAGAUUGUCAGUGGUGUACUCACAGAUCUCUAGUGUGGUAGACUUGAACUGCAAACAGUACACCAAGUUAGGUGUCGGUAAUUAUAUUCCUGGGAUAGAGUUUCUUAUCAACUCCUCUGUGUUACUGAAGACUCUUGAAGACCGGUACUACGUUCAGGGUGAGGUUGAAGAUGUUGAGGGAACUGUAUUACUUGGACCAUUUGCGCUCAUCUUUCAUCCAUUACCAUGCCUAAACUUUGUCAAGGUGGUCGAGCCUGCAACAAGAGUACCUCGAUGCAUCUAUGAGAGACGGAGAAAGAGAUGGCUCAAGAAACAUGACAGGAAGCGCUUUACACGCCCAAGAGGAGGGGCCCCAGCUGACAAGAACUUGGUUGUCAUGGAUCAUGACUACUUCACUGACCAAUCCGACUCUGAGAAACAGAAGAUGGAAACAAAGAAAGAUUCUGGAAAGGAGAAGGAUGGUCAAAGGGAGACAACUCCACAACCAGGAUCAGUUCAAGACAUCCCUCUAAAGGACGAGGACGUGUUUGUGGUAUCUGUGCGAGGCGUAGACCCAGUUGUGGUCGAGGAAGAUGAAGACUCCGUUGCUGUAGAGGAAGAGGAGGAUGAAGACCUGUACACAUACAAUAAAGACACUGAGCUGCAGAUCCCAGUUGUCGGAAGCUUAGGGGAUGCCUUGGGAAAUACAGAGAAAGAGAGAGUGGUACCCCGGGUUUCAGACAGCAUCCACGAGGCAGUUUCCUUUGAUGAAGUGCCCGCUGUUGUUGCCGAGUCUACGCUGGCAUCUGUUGGUGUGCAAAUAAACUACCGCCUGCUUGGGAAACAGAGUAUUGACUGGUCUCGACUGAAGCGGACUCCUGUUGUUGAGAAUGAUGACUCACAUCACAUGCCCAUGAGAUUCACCUGCAGAUACUGCCUCAAAUCUGUAGUGGACAAUUUCCGACUUGCUGAGCACAUCCGUGCCUGUCAUCAUGAUAAGCGGGGAUUUAUAGACUAUGCCCGUCAAGUCAGGUUCAAGGAAGGCUUUCGUUGCCAAUAUUGUGACAAGGCGCCCAUGUUCCACAGUCACGAUAGCAUUCGCAACCACCUCCGUGUCCACCAUCCUGAUAAGGUCUCUAUUCCAGAACCAUUUAUUUCAAGAAGGACUUGUCAAACAUGCAAAAAGGUGUUCAGCACAAGAUCAGUUUUGCUGACACACAUAAGACGCAUGCACGAACAUAAACGUCUUCUUUGUGACAAGUGUCCAGGAAUCUUUAAGAGUGAGCAAGGUCUCCGAGAUCACAUGAAUGGCAUGCAUGACAACAUAAGAAACUAUAUUUGCCACAUAUGUGGAAGUGCCUAUGUGAUUAAUGAUUACUUAAGAAGACACAUCAAACGUGUUCAUAAUAAAUCGAAGAAAUCUGACGAAACCAAUGACAUGGCCAAACCCGAAAAGAGAAAACGAAAACAUGGAGGGGAGGUGAAGAAAUGCUCCCAGUGCAGAUACAGCUUUGAUUCCAUCAACAUGAAGAAACAUCUCAAACAGAUUCAUGGAGUGACCAAGAUAAUUGAUAAGAAAUGUCCAGACUGUUCACAAACGUUUGCUAGUCGGUCCUUGCUUGAAUGUCAUCGAUGCACAACUCAUGACUACGCAUACCAGCUAAGCUGUCCCUUCUGUGGAAUUGCCUAUGUACACUAUAAGGCUAUGCAAGAUCAUGUAUUGACCAUUCAUUUAGGCAUAAAGCUCCAUCAGUGUGCCAUGUGUGAUAAGAUCUUUCCCAGGCCCAGUCCACUGAUAGAUCACAUGUUGACUGAGCAUAAAGGAAAAAGCAUGCUGGAGGAGAACCGUAGGCUAAAGUGUCAACACUGCUCGGACAUUUUUGGGACUCACAAGGCUCUGGUGGAGCAUGUUUUAUCACCGAGUCAUCGUGAGCUGUUCCCUCACAGGUGUCCUACAUGUGCCAAGAGGUUCAUGCAUGAGAAUGUAUUGAACCAUCACAUCAAGAUCUUACACUGCAAUGAUGUGGAGUUUGAGAUCCGAUGUAACUCGGACAAAGACAUGCUUGUUCAGAUGGUGGUUAAGCAAGACGUUCAGAACCUCGAGGAUCUUCCACCCAAGGCUCAGCAAGCUUUGAAGAGGCUGCAGAGUGAGGGGAAGCAUGUGAUGAUUGUGUCCAAGAGAGAUGACAAGAAGGAUCAAGGCAGCUUGGAACAGACUCAAAACAAACCCAAGACAGUAUCAGAUCUAAAGACAGAUAUCAACUCUAAUGGAAAAAAAUCUAUGCAAAGGUUUACUCAUAAUGCUUCACCAAAGGUCCAGGCAGUGACUCGGAAUGCAGGAUCUCCAUCUAAGGUUAAUCAUACUGGAUUGGUUAAAAAAUCAGACAUUGAGUCUCUGAAGAUCUACAAAAUUGCAGCCAAGUCUGGAGAAACAUCAAAUGCUGUGUCUAUUAUUCACCACCAACAGUUGGUGGAGGGGACUAAUGUGGUGGCAGAGGAGAUUGGAAGGCUUGAUGAAGGUGGGAACGUUGUUGAGGACAGGGGGGACAUUUAUGCAAUGACAAAUAAGACAGGAAGGCAAGGUGAGAAUGAGAGUGGACUUGGGAAGUAUGUGCUAGAAGAGGACACUGGGAAAGAAGAAGAGAGGGUUCUGGGGAAAUGUGUCGUAGAAGAACAGAUUACAAUGCAAGAACAGAGUGUUCUGGAGAAGUAUGAGUUAACACAGGACACUGGGAGGCUGGAGGAGAGAGUGACGCCGGAGAUAUAUGUGAUACAGGAGGAGGAUGGAAGGCUGAAUGUGAAUGAGAGAGUUCCUGAGGUAAGGUUUGUGGUAACAGAGGACAUUGGAUGUGCAGCCGAAGGUGGAAACAUUGAAGUUGAAAGUACACCAGAGACUACUACAGUUCUGGAGGAGAAGUUUGUGGUCGGUAAGGACAAUGGCCAGCCGCUUGAAGGUGGCAACAUUGUGGUGGAAAGGAUAGAGAACUACAUGGUGCCCGAUAACAUGGGAAGGUUAGGUGUGUGUGGUGGAAAUCUGGAGAACAGUGCUGAGCAGGAUUAUAUGGUGGCAGAACAGAUUGGAAGGCUGGAUGAGGAUGGUAAUGUUGUUGAGGACAGGGUGGUAUUUGAGGAGGAAGAACAUGUCUCUGAUCUUCUUUACUUUUUACAGAACCAGUCAUAACAACAGACCACCUCCAUUGUCCGCCCGGAGAGAGGAAGGUCCGGGGUUCGAUCCCGGCCGCGUCAUACCUAAAGACGUUAAAAGAUGGUACUUGUUGUUACCCUGUCUUGUGCGCAGCAUUAGGGGGCUAAAACAAGGACUG
Haliotis rufescens (red abalone) is the source of this 5465-nucleotide messenger RNA. RefSeq lists its product as uncharacterized. The transcript is spliced from 6 exons. The coding region runs from base 86 to 5323 and encodes 1745 amino acids. Lineage: Eukaryota; Metazoa; Mollusca; Gastropoda; Lepetellida; Haliotidae. The record is from RefSeq and is a predicted model, not a curated record.